AUGCUUGUUUCAUGCGCAGUUGGAUUAAGUGAAAAGAGGGACUCUAAUGAAAAUACUCCAAUUAUAUGGGCAUGUAUUAAUGGAAAUCUUCAAUUUACAAAAUCUUUUAUUGAAGGAGGUUGUGAUAGAAAUGCAGUUAAUAAAUUCGGACACAAUUGUUUACUUGAAGCAUCAUUAAAUGGACAUCUUGAAAUUAUAAAAUAUUUAAUUGGAGUUGGGUUUGAUAAAAACUGGCGAGAUAAAGAUGGAUUUAAUCCAAUUCUUUGUGCAGCACAAGAAGGUCAUCUUGAAAUAGUUAAAUAUCUUAUCUCAGUUGGAGCAAAUCCGGAUGAGAAAAAUAAUGAUGGAUGGUCUCCAUUAAUUAUUGCAUCAUCAAAUGGUCGUCUUGAAGUAGUUAAAUAUUUGAUUCAAAAAGGUUGUAAUAAAAAUGAUUAA
Trichomonas vaginalis G3 is the source of this 435-nucleotide messenger RNA. Its product is annotated as protein ubiquitination. Gene Ontology annotation, molecular function: protein binding. Lineage: Eukaryota; Parabasalia; Trichomonadida; Trichomonadidae. The record is from RefSeq and is a predicted model, not a curated record. The coding region runs from base 1 to 435 and encodes 144 amino acids. The transcript has a single exon.